AUGCCUAAAUAUUUAAUUCAAUUUGCCCAAUUUCAUGAAGAAUUUAGAUUACCAGAAUUGGAAUCUUUGGCAAAAAUUGAAAAUGUAAAUUUAUCUUUUAAUAUAAAUGAUUAUAAAAAAGAUUGUCCUUUUUUUAUAGUAAAUAUUGAAACGGAAGAAGAAGCUAACCGGCUUAUCAGACGUGCAAUUUUAGUAAAAAAUAUAUAUGAAUUAUGGGGAAUGGGUGAAAAUUAUGAGAAAGUUCAUGAACAAGUAAAAGCAAAUCCAGAGAGAUGGUCUCAAUAUGAGUACAAAUCUUUUAAAUUUAUAAUAUCAGCUUUUGGUUCCACAUGUCCUUCAGAUUAUCAAGUUCGUAUAAUCAAUUCUUUCUCAUAUCUUGGAUUUAAAGGAGAUAUUAAUUUAAAAAAUCCUCAAGUACAAUUUGGAGCUUUGGAAGAUUAUGGAUUGGAUCCAUCUUUACCUGCUCCACCGCCAAAUCCUUACAUGAUAUAUUUUGGUCGAUUGAUAGCAUCUGGAAAUAGGGAUCUUAUUAAAAAAUAUAAUUUGAAACAAAGAGAAUAUAUUGGAAACACCUCAAUGGAUGCUGAAUUAUCAUUAAUUAUGGCCAAUCAAGCUUUAGCUGAACCGGGUAAAUUAAUUUAUGAUCCAUUUGUUGGUACAGGUAGCUUUCUUUUUACUUGUGCUCAUUAUGGAGCAUUUACCAUGGGAUCGGAUAUUGAUGGUAGACAAAUUCGUGCCAAUAAAUCCAUAAAAUCAAAUAUUGAACAAUAUAAUCUACAUGGUAAAGUCCUUGAUACUUUGGUUUUUGAUAUAUGUCAUCACCCGUGGCGAGAAAAUUUAUGGUUUGAUGCAAUAGUGACAGAUCCACCUUAUGGUGUUAGAGCAGGUGCAAAAAAACUUGGAAGGAAAAAUCCAACGAAAAAAUCUCAAGUACCAAAACCGAUUGAUGGUAUACCAGCACAUAAACGUGAAGAUUAUUAUCCUCCCACAAAACCAUAUGAAAUGUCUGAAGUUCUAGUAGAUCUAUUAGAAUUCGCUGCACGAUAUUUAGUCAUUGGAGGUCGUUUAGUGUACUGGCUUCCAACAAUAGUAGAUGAUACAGAUAUUCCUGAACAUCCCUGUAUGAAGUUCAUUUCAAAUAGUGAACAAAAUUUUGGACAAUGGAGUAGAAGAUUAACAACGAUGGAAAAAUUUAGAGAAAAUGUAAAAGGUGAACAUGCGAAUGUUAAUACAAUAAAAGGAUAUGAUAAUCUAUCAACGUUGUAUCAAAAGAAAAAUAAUAACGAAAGUGAAGAAAAUACAGAUGAAAAUAUUAAUACAAGUUGUGAAAAACAACAGGAUAGUGAUAUUGAGAAAAAACCUGGACAUUAUUUAUUUCGGGAGAAGUAUUUCUCGUUUAAAUCUAAAGAAAAGUCACAAAGAGAAGAAUCAUGGAUUAGAUUUAAAAAAUCAGAAAAUAAAUCACCUUCAACCACCACCGAUAAUAAUAUUGAUACAUAA
Messenger RNA from Diversispora eburnea, 1500 nucleotides. NCBI's taxonomy places the organism in Eukaryota, Fungi, Glomeromycota, Glomeromycetes, Diversisporales, Diversisporaceae. The record is from the annotation of a GenBank genome assembly.